CUCUUGGCACAUUGUGCAAGUCAACUGACUUGGAAGUUAUUCUGUCUUGCAUUGCACAUAGUGAAAAGUCAAGGUUAGAGUAGCAAGCACUCAGUACCUGUGGCCUUUAUCAGCUAAUUGGCCUUUUAAACAACUGUUGUGAUUUCAUCUUAAUCAUGCAGUUGCAUGCUCUGCUCAUCCCAUCUGAGCUGCCUGGUUUGUUUAUUUCCUUUUCUCCCACAAAUAUGGAGCUUAUUCCUUUUGGGUAAAAUGAUCCAGCUCUGAAGUGUGACCUUGUUGAGCUGGACUGGUGCGAGAUAAGGAGCCCUGUACAAGCUUGGGGCUAUUUGUUGACCAUCUGCUUACAGGGCGCAGCCUCUUUGGUCCAGUGGAUCACCAAAUGUUUGUAAAAAGGUUUGAUCACUUUUUGCAUUUCAGUUUUUAGUUGGUUUCUCUGUGCCUGAAGGUGUUUGUGGAAUUCUGGCUGGCACACUGGGUAUGAGGUGGCAGUUGACUGUGCGUUCCAUUGGGAUAAGAAAUGUUGGUGCUAAGUUUGAAUUGGAUAUCCAGAACCCAUGCUCUAGAGGAGGUAUGUUUCUUCCAUCUGUGGUUUAAAUGGAGAUACCAAAGCCAUGGAAAAUCUGGCAGAGGCCUUGAUUAUUGCAGUGUAACCCUGGCACUUCACUUGCUGUAGAUUACCCCAGUCUGUCCAUCAGGAAUUACAUGUUGGAGAUGUGAGCAUCUUAGUGGAGUGUUGAUGCUGGGAUUUGUAGUGUCAACUCAGUAUUGACAAAAAGCUACAGCCUGAUUUGUUUACUCUGGUAUUUGACAGUUUCACAUUGUCAGUUUUGGUGCUGGGCAGGGUUUAGCAUUGAACUUGACUUGCAGAGUUUGUGUGUGGCUCUCUGCUUGCUUGUUUAUAUAAUAUGACAUGCCUAGGAACAACUUCUUUUAUUUCUGACUUCUCAGUCUUUGAGAGGGAAUGUAUCAAAACCAAGUCUAGUAAGUAGAGAGGGUCCCUAGUGAGCUCUGAAAUGGGUGAGCUUGAGAAAAGGAGCAAAAGAAAAGAAAAUGCGACAGAGCCCUCUGCUAGAGUCACGUCAAGUAUUUGUUACGUGGUGUAAACUGAAGGAGCCCUUCAGAUAUCUGGAGGAGCACUAGCAGUCUCCCUCAUUUCUAUUCCUGAUGUGACAGGAAUGCAGAGCAUGAUGCUGGCCAGUGUUUAGUAUCAGGUUUGUUGCUGGUGUUGUAGGGGUGGUGGGGGGAGGAAGAGGAAGUGUGUGUGCGUGGCUGCUUAGUUUCUGUUUUGCAGGCGUCGCCUGUGCGCAGUGUUGUGCUGUUCUGAUGUGGCAGCAGCUGUUAUUUUUGGCUUUCCCAGUGUGCUGUUCGGGUAGAUGUGCUUCCUAAUAGAUGCAAUUCUCUUAAUCAGUGUGUUGGGCUGCCUGUGCUUCCUGUGCAGUCCAGGCUGGUGUGAACCACUCUGCAGAUGGUACUGAGGUGCGAGUCCUUUGCCUUCAUUUAUUUCCACAGGCUCCUCUGUAUACGUUUUGAGUGGCAUUAAUUGUGUGUAAAAGACAAGCUUCUUAAGCUUGCAUUUGCUUUGCAUCACCCCUGUCAGUAUGUGGUGUCAUUAAUGUUUGAACCCCUUCUUUGGGAGUAAAGGAAUAAGCUUUGCUAUUGCAGGGUGUCUCUCUAUCUGUGUAAUGUGUUCACAGUAGUUAAGAUGGGUGCAGUUGUUUUGUUAAAAAACAACACAGAGAUAGCUGUCAUAAUUAUAUUAGUAGAAGAUCUGAGUCAACCAAAUCUGAUAAAAGCAGUGAAAGAGGUUAUGAUAUGGAUGUGUCUGUCCUGGUAGGACGUCACUACACGUGCUUGGGAGCUGCAGUAGAUAAGCUGUCUCUGAUUUAGCUUUCGUUGUUAGAAAGGUUAUCUCCUUUUCCAGCUGUCCUGCUGCUUUGCCAAAUGCUACCUCCCUUGUGUUGGGGCCUACAACCAGGCCUGUUCAGCUGCUGGGGUUUAAUAUACUCUGCUUCAGCCUUUCUUCCCUAAUGCCCAUCCCUGCCUGGUGAGGAACAGUCAUGGAUCCUGCUCUGCUCCACCCUGGUUGGGAAUUUUCAGCUGAGGGUGGCUGAGGCAACUGUGUGUCCCCUCAGCCCAGCUGGUGGGUUUGGUAAAGGGCAUCUGUCAGAGCACACAGGAAUGAGUGUGAGCAUUUGCAUCCUGAAAGGAACUUGUGAAUUCCAGUGCUGUUCUCUAGGGAAGGCUGACUUGCUUUUGGGGACCUGCUCCCUCUUGAUUGUGAGAAGUUGGCUCCAUAUUCCAGUGACUGCUCAGCCAAAGGAGCUUGGGUGACAUCUCCAAGAUCACUGCGAGGAAACAAACUGCCAGGAUUUCCCCCCUGUGGCUGCCUGACUGCUGCUGAGCUACCCCUCCCAGCCCAUGUGGCUCUCCCCAUGCUCCAAGAGUGCAACAAGUGCCCAACGCAAUGUGUGUUUGUCAAACCAUGGAAGUGGGCAAGUAUGGCAAGAAUGCCACUCGAUCUGGAGACCGGGGGGUCCUGCUGGAGCCUUUCAUUCACCAGGUGGGCGGGCACAGCAGCAUGAUGCGCUACGACGACCACACUGUCUGCAAGCCCCUCAUCACCAGGGAGCAGCGCUUCUACGAGUCCCUGCCCCCAGAAAUGAAGGAGUUCACACCCGAGUACAAAGGUGUGGUAUCUGUCUGUUUUGAGGGAGACAGUGAUGGCUACAUUAACCUGGUGGCCUAUCCCUAUGUGGAGAACGAGGCUGUGGAGCAGGAUGAUCUGCCAGAGAGGGACCAGCCGCGGCGCAAGCACUCGCGCCGGAGCCUUCACAGGUCAAGCAGCGGCACCGAGCACAAGGAGGAGAAGCCUGGCCUGGCCAGUGACAGCACUGAAAGCAGCAUCCAGGAAAUGAAGAGUCCCAGGGUGGACUUGCACAUCCACUCAGAUGUUCCAUUUCAGAUGUUGGAUGGGAACAGCGGCCUGAGCUCCGAGAAGAUCAGCUACAACCCCUGGAGCCUGCGCUGCCACAAGCAGCAGCUGAGCCGCAUGCGCUCCGAGUCCAAGGACCGCAAGCUCUACAAGUUCCUGUUGCUGGAGAACGUGGUGCAUCACUUCAAACUUCCCUGUGUGCUUGAUCUGAAGAUGGGGACCAGACAGCAUGGAGAUGAUGCCUCUGAGGAGAAGGCUGCUCGGCAGAUGAAGAAGUGUGAACAGAGCACUUCUGCCACCUUGGGUGUGCGUGUGUGUGGGAUGCAGGUCUAUCAGCUGGACACAGGGCAUUACUUGUGCAGGAAUAAAUACUAUGGGCGCGGCCUUUCCAUCGAAGGCUUCCGCAACGCCCUCUACCAGUAUCUGCACAACGGCAUCGAGCUGCGCAAGGACCUCUUUGAGCCUGUCCUGGCCAAACUGCGCAGCCUGAAGGCGGUUUUGGAGAGACAGGCCUCCUACCGCUUCUACUCCAGCUCGCUGCUGAUCAUCUACGACGGCAAGGACAGCCGGGCGGGGCCGCUGGCGGAGCGCCGGCCGGAGGCGCGCCUGAAGGGCUCCGUCCCCGAGAGCCUCCAGGACGGCGGCGGCGGCUCGGAGCCCGGCUCGGCACAGCCCAAGGUGGACGUGCGCAUGAUUGACUUUGCACACAGCACCUUCAAAGGCUUCCGCGACGACCCCACCGUGCACGACGGGCCCGACAUGGGCUACGUGUUCGGGCUGGAAAGCCUCAUCAACAUCAUGGAACAGAUGCGGGAGGAAAACCAGUAGCCCUGGGCUGCGGCCUCUUAUUCUUGUCCUGGUGGCAGGAGCAGACAAGACCACCCACUACCACAGGAAAAACAGACAAAUUUGGUUUUAAACAACUGUAUCGCUCCAUUGUUUUUUAAAUGUACUUGGAUAGAAGAGCUGAGGUGAGGCAGGAUGGAAGAACUCCUCAUGCUGACCAGGAGUUGGCACUGAUGGUGCCAGAUGGCUCAGAUGGUUCUGACCACGCUUGCUCUGCCUCCUGGAGGAGGCUCUGUAGAUGCCUGCUGGGCGUCAGGUGUCCUGGUUCUUCGGUCGUCACGUUCUGGAGGGAGGACCUGGACAUAGGGAAGAGAAAGCAGGAGAGCCCAGGGCUCCUGACCAGGCUGGAGCUCUGGUGUGAGGUGCCUCCUGCCUCAGGAGCUUUCCCUGUGAAUUUCUCCUGAGUUACCUGGAAAGGGCGCUCACCUGACGGUUGGCAGCGUCUGUGGGGCCACCGGUGAGAAGUCAGGUGCUGGUCCCUGUGUUUGGUGUCGCUGGCUCUGCUGUGGGUUUUGCUGAUGGGGCUUUGCUUUUGAUGCUGCCUUUUUCUGAUGUUUGGGCACUGUGAGUAGCUACCCCAAACACGGAAAUGAAAUGACCAAAUGCAAUCCUUGGCAGAGCUGUGGCCUGGAAGGAAUGCCACACACAAGGAGCUGUGCUCGAGCCUGGAGUCUUCUUGCUCCCUGAUGGCAUGGCAUGGCAUGGGCAGGCACAGGGCUCUGCCCUGGACCAUUGCAAGCACUCAGCUCGUGGGCUAGCAAUAGUACCUGUAGCAGUUAACAUGACCCCGGCUGUGCAGCGGGGCAUUUCGGACCAUUUCAACCCUUCCCCUCCUGUAAAGUACAGAUUCUGUCCCUCCAGCACAAAGCUGCCCUCUUCCCCCGGGGACCCUCUGCUCCCAGGCCCUGCUCUUCCAACAGGUCUGGGGGUGGUGGAAGGGGAGGCUGAGGCUCAGGGCUGAUCCCUAUCUCCUCCCUGAGGGUUUCCAGGGGCCAGGUGAGGGGUGACCUAGCUGAACAGUGAGUGCCACUGUUUUGACUGUUCAGUACCACUGCCUGACUGUUCAGCUUUGCUUCAUGGAGUCAGUGUCUCCCAAAAUCAAUGUCCCCCAGCCUCCUUUGAUGAGGAAUUAACGUUUGAUACUGUGGCCUGGUGGUACCGGACCGACCCCUGCUCCACCUCAGCUCCUGUUUCUGUGCUGGGGCCCUUGCUGCUCCCUCCUGCUCUCACUGACUUGUUCCAUGGCAUUACCAUUACCCUGUGUACUCACAAGGCCAGGGUUGGGUUUUUUUUAAUUACUUCAGGAAAGCUCCUUUGGGCAAUACUCGCAUGUCGCAUGUGUGCCGACUCCAUGUGCGCAGAGGCCGUUCAGAAAGCAGGCUGCCACAGCAGCCACAGGUCUGUGGCACUGGUGUGGACGGGGACAGGAGAGCUGCCCACUUUUUCUGCCUGUCUCCCAGCUCCUCGAAGCUUGCCCAAGCCACUACUCCCCUCCCACCCAUUCGACAAGGACCUUUAUCCAUGGCAUGCUGCCCUGCACUGGGUUACUUCAUUGCUUCUGUGGGUCCCUACCUUGCCAGGACUCACAGGAUUUUCAGGGACAGGUUUGCAGGAGGCAGCCAGGCUGGCUGAGUGCUGGGGUGUAGGUACCCACGACAGCCGUCUUAUUCCCUGGCCCUGCCCCUCUCUGCAUGUCCUUGUCCCCGCGGGCUGUGCUAGGGCGGGUCAGGCCGCACCUCUAGGAGAGCCCCUUGCUGUCCCCCCGCUCUCAUUCCUCCCUUCCCCACCUCACCGGGCCGUGACGGAGGGGCCACGCUGCCGGUGCUCAGUGGGAGCCGCCUCCCCCUUCGGACCACCGCGGUGGGACCCCACAGCUUGUACAUAGCCUUGGCUCCGUUUGUUUUUACAUGAAUAACCACCCUGUUUGUGCUUCACAGAGAACCAAAAACCAUUAAAGGAUCUGUUUUUGUCCGCCGUGUGCCGUGCCUG
Messenger RNA from Ficedula albicollis (Collared flycatcher), 5767 nucleotides. It is a transcript of the gene IP6K1, whose product is annotated as inositol hexakisphosphate kinase 1. Bases 2465 to 3760 code for a protein of 431 amino acids. Gene Ontology annotation, cellular component: cytoplasm; nucleus. The transcript is spliced from 7 exons. Lineage: Eukaryota; Metazoa; Chordata; Aves; Passeriformes; Muscicapidae. Gene Ontology annotation, molecular function: inositol hexakisphosphate kinase activity. Gene Ontology annotation, biological process: phosphatidylinositol phosphate biosynthetic process; inositol phosphate biosynthetic process. The record is from RefSeq and is a predicted model, not a curated record.